AACCCAGAGUCCUUAACCAGUCCUCAGCUCUGCAGGGCUGAAUUUUAUCACAGGAUUCUAUCCCCACUCUCUGGUGACCAGGCCCAGCAGAACCAAAACACAAUUUCCCAGAACUCUCAGGUGACUGAAGGACUGUCUAGAAGCCCACUUGCCAGUUAACAUCAGGCUAUUUUCUUCUGGCCUGAUUACAGGCACGUCCUUAGCUUAGAACCUUUGUGGUGAGCAUCCCUUUAAAGAGGCCAGCUCACAGAAAGCUAUGGCCCACAGGUUAGCCUAGAGAGCAGUGAACAGAAGCAGUCAGAUGUUUCCAAGGAAUAUUUCCGUUCAGCUAGGGUAGCUGGUUAUUCCAUUCUCCAAAUCAAGGGUGUCUAGAAAAUCAGGAUUGGGCUUUCAAAUCAGAGAAGAAUCUCCUUUGGACCAGCUGGAUAUACACUAAAAGUUUUUAUUUCUUGGCCUUCCUCUAACUAAACCCCUUAAAACCCACUUAAGAUAAUCAGAUUAGGUAUGUUAGAUGGUUGGUUUAACUUACAACUUUAUUUGCAUUAAAUGUAUUUCAGUUCUGAGGACAUAUCCUAAUUGAUCAGCUUGAUUAGACUGAGAAAGUCUCUAGUCUAAACACCUGGUCUAGGGAGUGCCUCACAAAGCAUUGUGGUCCCCUUAUCUCCAUUUAUAAAUUGCCUCUUAAUUUGAAUUAUUUGGCAACUGGCUAAAAGCAUCUGUUCUUUAUUGACUUUGAUGGAUUCAGUUUCAGAGAGUGACCUUUUCUGUCCUUGUUACCAAACUCAAGGGGAGGAUACCGUAAUGUAACCCUUCUAAACACCAAAUAUGACCAAAAUAUUAAAAAUUACCAAAUUGUAAAAUAAUCUCCCAUGUAUAUAGAUAUGUAUAGAUAUGUAUAUAGAUAUCUGUAUCUAUAUAUGUCUCCAUCCUUGAGAAAGCAUGAGAAUUGAGAGCUUUACGAUAAUAAGAACGCAAAACUUAAGAAAAAGAAAAAGGCACAGAACUCCAGGGGCAGAUGGCAGGAGCAAUAGUGACACAUUCCUGCACAGGCCCGAGACGCGUGUCUGCUUCUGUGUAAUAGCAGCGUCCCUGUGCUUGCCUCCCACCUCUGCCCGUCUCUCCUCCGUCUGCGGCCACCUCCUCCUGCUGCUCCUCCAGUCUCCUCCCUUUGUCUCUGCUACAGACACUCUCCUGGCCUCGCACCUCCAGUCCCCUCCACUGCGUAGCAGUCUGUCCCACGCCCCCCUGUAUCACUCAUUAGUCUUUUACUUGCCCCCUUUCCCUUCCCUGCUUCUUCCUCCUCUUCUAGGCCACCGGCACAUCUCCCUUGGUCUCCAGAGGAUGGCACUGUGGCAAGAGUCAGGCAGGGGCCCAAAGCUGUGGCUGCAGCCAAACCCCAGGCUCUCUGCCCAAGUGUCGACUGGUUGAUCAGGUUAGACUUACUGGACAUUCUGGAGAGCUUCCCUCUCUGCUGUUUUGUCCUUCCUCCUUGGCACAAACUUACCCUUCCACACACUCUGUUAUUUAAUCAGAAAUCUCUUAACUUGCACUUUGCUCCUUAUCGUCUCUCCAAACACAUACUUUUCCAUAUGCUCAUAUUCUUCUUUCUUCACCUCUCUUCUCCAUUCCUUCACUUUCCUAUGGCUCUGCCGACCCAUCCACGUGUAAGGGCUGACCAGGGACAGGAGGGUAGGAAAGCGAAUCACAGGCAACGACGACAACAAUUUGUUGAGCACCUACUAUGUGCCAGACGUAGCACCACAUGCUGAGAACACUGCCGUGAACAAAAUGCUUACCUUCAGGGGAAGCUUACGUUGUAGCAGGAGGAGACAGGCAACAAGUAAGAUAAAGAAUAAAGCAGGAUAUCGAAUGGUGAUAAAUGCUCUAGGGAAAAAUCAAGUCGGGAAGGAAAGGUGAGGAGUGUGUGGGGUGAGAGCUGUGACUUCGGAUAAGUUGUCCAGAGAGGGCCUCACUGAGAAGUUGAAGUCUGAGUAAGGAUCAGAAGGAGGUGAAGGAGCGGCCAUGAAGAUACUUGAGGGAAGAGUGGUCCAGGCAGAGGGAGUGGCGAGUGCCAGGGCCCGGAGGUGAGAGAGGAGGGGCAGUGCUGCUGGGCCCAGUGAGCGGGCAGGAAGUGGAGCGGAGGGGGUGCAGGGGGCGACGUGCCGAACAACGUGGAGCCUGUGGACCGCUCUGAGUGAGGGGGCAGCCGCAGACCUGUUUCCACCUGAAGCCCCUUCAGCUUGUUUUUGGAAAGUGCUUUGAGGCCAAGAUGAUAAAAGCUGUAAAAUGGGAAAUGUAUUGAGCCAGAAGUUGUUCACAUCCAACCACAGUUUUCUCUCAGUUUGGAAGUGGUGAGCCCCAUCCCCUUUCACCAACGCCUUCUUUGGCAGCAGCCGUUUCUCCUCAUUGGCCCCAGAAGAAAGAGGACAGCAGACGGGUUGGUCUGGCCUCUGUCCCCGCCCUGCUCCAUCUCUUUGUCUGUGAGGCUGUGAGUGAAGGGAGCCUUGCCUGCCGCCUGCACUGGAGGGAUGGCCAAGACACGUGAAAGUUGAUCAGUUGGUUGGGGGAUGAUUCACCUGACCUGUACAAAACCAGAUUGGCUUCUGCAGUCUCUCUGCACAGAAAUCCAAAAGCUCAGCUGGAAUUUCAGUGGCAAGGGAGAGAGUCAGAACGGGAGCUGAGUUCCAGGGUGGGCUGUGGGAGGCAAGCCGCUCUGCCCUGACCACGACGGGGGCAUGGGGGGUGGUCUUCUUCCACUGCCUCCUGGACAGCAGCAGGCGUGUCCUCUAAGGGCUGUGCUGUGUCCUCCAGCGAGUUCUGCAGCCACAGAGCUUCUGCAGUCACACGCAGCAGCCUCCCUGCAGUGCACGGCACCUUACUUCCAUGCACCACUCUGCUCGGAGCUGACUGGCCACUUGGGGGUUGGGGAGUUGUCUUCUUAGAACACCGGCUGCUGCACUCUUCCCUGUUGGCGGGGCUCAGGGCUGUGCUCAGCGUACCCCGUGCCUCCAGCAGGUGUAGAGGCAGCGCAGACCUGCACCAUCAGCCCUGGAAGGGGCUGCACCCACUUAUUUGAAGGGUCAUCCCUCUUGUCCCUCCCCAGUGUUCUUCAUGCUGACUCAGGUAGGUCCGUACUCCCAGGAAGCUCAGGUAUUACCUGCCCCCACCCCCGUGACACUCUGCAGUCCCUGGGGGCAUAGAAUAGCAAGAUCAGUUACUCUGUGUUUCCUUUAGUUUGGAAGGUCAUUUUUUACCCAUGAACUUGUAUGAUACAACAACAUCGUGGAACAGAGAGGCAAACUAUUGUUAUUCCCUUUUGGUGGAAUUUGGCCCAAGUCUCCUGGGGGGCUUGAGGCAGACUCUUUUGAACAUCUCUUGAAUCCUAAGGAGCCUCUCCCCCCAAAAUUAGUAUAGCAGCAAAGCCCUUUCAACUAGAGCACAGCUUGAGAAGCACUCAGGAGCUCAUAUACACACAGGAGCCCCGGCAUGUGGGUCCCACAAAGCAGUCAUUGGAACUCUGCUGACACGAGCUGAGGGAUGCCGACCCUGUGCUGGCCCCCUGCCCUCAGAGUGCUGAGGAGUGGCAGAGCCCUCAGGUACAGAUGCCCUGGCUGCGUGUGUGUGUGUGUGUGUGUGUGUGUGUGUGUGUGUGUGUGCGUGCACGCACAGAUUAUAUGUUUUAUGAAUUAUAACAAAUUUAAAGUAUAUGUAAUGAAGAAGAAUUCGCAAUCUCACCUCCACUCCUACCCCAAGGUUACCACUGACCAGCAGGUGGGUGUAUAUCCCUCUAGAUCUUUCCUUCCUUUCAUCCUUUUCCCAAACGAACAUGAAUAUACCUUACUGCUUUCAAAAACAAAAAUGGGAUUGUCACCAUAAAAAGUGUCCCAUAGAUUUUUUUCUUAGUCACAUACCUUGGAGACACUCAGUACUUACAGCCCCCUCUCCCCUGUGAUGUGGCAUGUCUUCCAUUGUAUAGAUGAACGACAGCUGGUUUAAGCAUUUGCCUCUUGAUGGUCAGUUGAAUUAUUUCUAAGUUCCAAUGAUUCUUCAAUGAUUCUCGAGCAUAACUCUUUGCAUACUGAAGUGUUUCUAUAGGAUAAGUCCUAAAAGGUUGGAAGGCUGGAUCCAGAAGAUACGAAUAUUUUCAGUGUUCCUUCCACCAACACGCUUGUGCCGAUCUACGUUCCUCCAUCCUCAGCUGACACUGCUUUAAUAACCAUGCAAUGCAGGUUCAGUCACCACAGCAAAGUGUUAACACCAUUCUCUAAAUAAUUUCAGGCCCAGGAAAUCUUCAGGGGAUGGAGUUUUCUGUGUAUCAAAACCACCGGUAGGGGCACAAUAACACUUUGCAAGUAUGCUCACCGGCAGCCAAAGUCCAGCUACAAGUACUCGUCCUGGAGAGAAAUCCUGAGCUCCUGCAGGUGUAUUCAAAAGAGCUCUGACUAGGCUCUCAGCUCUGAGACUCCGUCCUGAGUGUUAGGGUAUGCCUUCUCAUGGGGUUAGAGGUGUCCCCAGGUUAAUGACCAUGGUUCCCACCCCAGACUCAGGACAUCGGGUCUGACGGCCCCUUAAAGUAUCAGGUUCAUCCUGUAAAACCCAGGAUGAAUGAUUGCUGUAGCUCUACAUCACUGUACAUCAUAAUCAGUUAACACUAUAAAGAGCUUAUUGUGCUCUUCUGUACACUUGACAUAUAUUAAUCCACUAAAUCCUCACACUGGGCCCAUGAGGUAGGUAUUAUUAUUUUUAUUAAUUUAUUUAUUAAUUAAUUUAUUUUUGGCUGCGUUGAGUCUUCGUUGCUGCACGCUUUCUCUAGUUGCGUUGAGCGAGGGCUACUCUUUGUUGCGGUGCGCGGGCUUCUCAUUGUGGUGGCUUCUCGUUGCAGAGCACGGGCUCUAGAGCGCAGGCUCAGUAGUUGUGGUGCAUGGGCUUACUCGCUCCGAGGCAUUGUAGGAUCUUCCCGGACCAGGGCUCAAACCCAUGUUCCCUGCAGUGGCAGGCGGAUUCUUAACCACUGCGCCACCAGGGGAGUCCCGAGAUGCCGGUGCAGCUGACAACAGCCCUUCGUGUGGUGGGCACCAGCCUGUUUGCCCUGGCAGUGCUGGGUGGCAUCCUGGCAGCUUAUGUGACAGGCUACCAGUUCAUCCACACAGAAAAACACUACCUGUCCUUCGGGCUGUAUGGUGCCAUCCUGGGUCUGCACCUGCUCAUCCAGAGCCUGUUUGCCUUCCUGGAGCACCGGCGCAUGCGGCGGGCAGGCCGGCCACUGAAGCUGCCCUCCCCGCUGCGGCGCUCUGUGGCGCUCUGCAUCGCUGCAUACCAGGAGGACCCCGACUACUUGCGCAAGUGCCUGCGCUCAGCCCAGCGCAUCGCCUUCCCCGACCUCAAGGUGGUCAUGGUGGUGGAUGGCAAUCGCCAGGAGGAUGCCUACAUGCUGGACAUCUUCCAUGAGGUGCUAGGUGGCACCGAGCAAGCCGGCUUCUUUGUGUGGCGCAGCAACUUCCAUGAGGCGGGUGAGGGUGAGACGGAGGCCAGCCUUCAGGAGGGCAUGGACCGCGUGCGCAACGUGGUGCAGGCCAGCACCUUCUCAUGCAUCAUGCAGAAGUGGGGAGGCAAGCGAGAGGUCAUGUACACGGCCUUCAAGGCUCUUGGUGAUUCAGUGGACUACAUCCAGGUGUGUGACUCUGACACUGUGCUGGAUCCAGCCUGCACAAUUGAAAUGCUUCGAGUCCUGGAGGAGGACCCCCAAGUAGGAGGAGUCGGGGGAGAUGUCCAAAUCCUCAACAAAUACGAUUCAUGGAUCUCCUUCCUGAGCAGUGUGCGGUACUGGAUGGCCUUCAACGUGGAGCGGGCUUGCCAGUCCUACUUUGGCUGUGUGCAGUGCAUUAGCGGGCCCUUGGGCAUGUACCGUAACAGCCUCCUUCAGCAAUUCUUGGAGGACUGGUACCAUCAGAAGUUCCUAGGCAGCAAGUGCAGCUUUGGGGAUGACCGGCACCUCACCAACCGAGUCCUGAGUCUCGGCUACAGGACUAAGUAUACAGCUCGCUCUAAAUGCCUCACAGAGACCCCCACCAAGUACCUCCGGUGGCUUAACCAGCAGACCCGCUGGAGCAAGUCUUACUUCCGCGAGUGGCUCUACAACUCUCUGUGGUUCCACAAGCACCACCUCUGGAUGACCUACGAAUCAGUGGUCACGGGUUUCUUCCCCUUCUUCCUUAUCGCCACAGUCAUACAGCUUUUCUACCGUGGCCGCAUCUGGAACAUUCUUCUCUUCCUGCUGACAGUGCAGCUGGUGGGCAUUAUCAAGGCUACAUACGCCUGCUUCCUUCGGGGCAAUGCAGAGAUGAUCUUCAUGUCACUAUACUCCCUUCUCUAUAUGUCCAGCCUCCUGCCAGCCAAGAUCUUUGCCAUUGCUACCAUCAACAAGUCUGGCUGGGGUACCUCUGGCCGAAAAACCAUUGUGGUGAACUUCAUUGGCCUCAUCCCUGUGUCCAUCUGGGUGGCAGUCCUCCUUGGGGGGCUGGCCUACACAGCUUACUGCCAGGAUCUGUUCAGUGAGACAGAGCUAGCCUUCCUUGUCUCUGGGGCCAUCCUGUAUGGCUGCUACUGGGUGGCCCUCCUCAUGUUGUAUCUGGCCAUCAUUGCCCGGCGAUGCGGGAAGAAGCCAGAGCAGUAUAGCUUAGCUUUUGCUGAGGUGUGACGUAGCCCUCAAGCAGAGCGGGAAAAGUGCAAUGGGUAAGGGAGGGAAGGGGAAUGGAGAAGAUGGGGUGGGAGGGAGGAGGGAGUGCUGUUUUAGUUUUUUAAUGGUCCAAAGGACAAAUGUGAAGUGCAAAGAAUGGUGACUGUAGUAUGGCCUGGGCCAGCUCUGCUUAGAGGAGGCAAGUCCAGCUCAGGGUGAUGGAGGAGGCAUGUAUGUUUUCAGGCCGCCUGUCUGCUCGCCUCUGUGCACACAGUGGCCUCUGGGCAACAUUCCACUUCCUCCCCUGAGAUCCAGAGGGAACUCAGAAGUGUGCUAAACCAAACAAUAAGUUCCAUUUAGUGGCAGCUUCUGACGGGUGAGUAAGCAAGGAGGGCCCGUGGGAAGCGGUUCUCUUAGCCCACCUGAACAAAAUCAGAGGUGGUGGGAGAAUUUCUGAGAGAUCUGGGCCAGCUAGUAACGUGUCCCCGCCUCUUUCUAGUUAUCAAUGCAAUAAGAUUGUGCCUGAAAUACGAAGCCCAGAAGCCUGAUCUUUGGGCAUCAGAAAACAGGGUCCAGGAAUGGUGCUUUCUUAUGUGAAGUACUGCAUUCCACAUCUCAACAUCCCAAGGAUGAGCCAGACUAGCAGGGAGUUAGCACUGGACUGGUUUUAAGUGUGAAGUGUGUGUAUAUAUAUGUUAAAAAGGAAAGUUUGCCAGGAGGAACAAACGGUGGUGGUGGUGCUAAAGGCCAUAGCUCAAGGCGCUAUGGAGGCCUUGAGCUGAAUGUAUUCUACCUGGAAAUUGCCCACAUAUCUAGAUUGUCUUGUCUGUGAUCUCUGCUGAGGAGGUAAAAUGUUUUCGUCAUCUACCAGGAAGAUUAAACCCCAACAUGCUCAGAAAGGAAGUGAGGGCUUGGGUAUUUCAACCUGUAUACUCCUGAAUUCCGCUCUCAAAUUCAGCUCUGACUGAGUCUAAGACAGCCUCCUCACUUCGCUUCACUUCACAGUGAUAGUCACCUGUUCCACCCUCCUCCUCAUCGGGUAAGUUUUUCAAGGUGGCGAGUGACACAGAGCCUGGACUCUCACGGGCCCCUCUGCAAUAGGCAAGCCUGCCCUCAGCACGUAGGGAAAAGCUAUUAGGAGCCUCUGACCACACUGCCUACAGUCCUGGAACUGCCUGGACAGAUUCCUUGGCAGAUGAGCGGUACCCAUGACGUUCAGGCUACGGUUGUUGACAAUCACCUCUAAUGGAAAGCUUUUCAGUGUUCCCUAAGGGAACCCUCAAUCCAAGCUGAUCAUUGUUGAGACUGUCCAUUCUCCUCAGUGGCUUCUCCAGGGAAUUCUUACAGCCAAGUUGUGGAUAGUCACUACUGCAUUUGCUUGCUUCUGUCCAGAAACCAAACUAGGAGAUGGAAUUGGUAUCUAAAUCCUAAGGUUCUUCUCUUCUCUCACGCCUCUCGAGGCUGUUUGAUUUCCCUCUUUUUUGGAGGGGGAGUGAGGGAAGGCCAUUUUCUACAGAUCUGCAAUCCACAGACUGUUCUGAGCUCUUGGAUUUGAAAACUGGGAUAUUGACUAAGCCUUUGACUUAGAGGGUGCUUGCUCAAGUGUGCUUUCUCGCCAAACAUCCACCCUCAGAGGGGCCUGCUGAGCCCUCAGAACCAGCACUAAGGUGGACAGUAGUCGAGGGGGCAAGCCUCUAGUGUGCCCAGGUGCUUCCUACGAAGGAACAAAGUGUGCUCUGAGCCAGACUGGCAAACCCUGGUGCUUCAUCUCCCAUGAACUCGGGGGUCUUCCAGCUGCAGCGAACACUGCUGCAUCACACAGACCUUGAGUUUGUAAGAAGACGACUGCUGGUUGACAUCAGGCCUAAUCCAUGAAGGCUGGGAAGAGGCGGCAGGUGUUUGCUGAAGGCAGUUGUUCCAGGCUCUUCCAUGUUUUUGCUGGCCAAGAAGUAAACUAUUUUGAGCACUACAAUGGAAGAAAUCCGGUCAGCCAACUGCAGAGCGCAGACUUCACUAAGGGCUUGUUUUUCUUCAGCUUUUACUUGAAGGUUAAUGUAGGAUGGACUCCCAGAUGGAGAACUCUUGGCUAUCCUACCAUCAGCUCUGCCUUGCUCUGUGACAAUCAACUUUCUCCAGAUCAAGAGUAGGCAGGUACAAGUAGUGGGCCCACAACGUUUGACCUCAACUGGUUUUUCUAAGUUAUUUUGUACAUUUUUCAGCAGCGAAACCAAACUGGGUCUUCAGCUUUAUUCCCGUUUCUUGUAAGGGAAGAGCCUUUAUACAAUUGGACACAUUUUGGGUUUUCCUCAAUGAGAAUUUUAAUCCUCUUUUGUAUUAUUUCUACAAUAAUUUGUAAACAUAUUUAUUUUUAUUUUUUGUUGUUUUUUUUUACUUUCAGGUCAAAUUUUUUAUACUGCACUUAUUUGUCAAAAUAAAGAUUCUCACAUAAUGCUGGUA
Messenger RNA from Orcinus orca (killer whale), 9133 nucleotides. RefSeq names its product hyaluronan synthase 3 (gene HAS3). The transcript has 4 exons. Gene Ontology annotation, biological process: hyaluronan biosynthetic process; extracellular matrix assembly. The record is from RefSeq and is a predicted model, not a curated record. Bases 5036 to 6697 code for a protein of 553 amino acids. NCBI's taxonomy places the organism in Eukaryota, Metazoa, Chordata, Mammalia, Artiodactyla, Delphinidae. Gene Ontology annotation, molecular function: hyaluronan synthase activity.